AUGUCUUCUUCAUCAGAGUGCAUCACUUGGUUUGCUGUAUUCCUUACCGCGUCUGUUGCUAUAGUGAUGGUGAACUUCCUAUCAAUCAUUCUUUUUAUGAAGAACAGUAAUCUUCGCACUCGUGCCAUGUAUUUGGUUAUAAACUUGACCGUUGCUGACAUGUUCGUUGGAGUAAUAUCAUUUUUCUUUGUAUUAAUUGAGCUACAUGAACGCCUUAAAUGUGACAUUGUGAGUAUGUUCUUAACCCUGAAAAAGAGAAUGAUAAUAACCUCUCUUUUCGAUUGGCUUCCUCUCACAUCUCUAACAAGCAUUGCAGUAAUUUCUUUAGAUCGGUUGCAUGCGACUUUCCGUCCAUUCAGGCAUCGUUUCAUAACAGAAAAUGUCUACUGGGUAACAAUUUCCGCAACCUGGGUUUUACCUGCCAUGGUAUCAGUUACACUUUCGUUAUUUUUAGCAUUUUGGAAUGAAUUGCAGAGGUAUUAUUUUCCCGUGUGGGAGUCAUACAGCUGUUUGUGUCUAUUUGUUAUCUGUGUUUCUUACUCCUCCAUUGUUUUUCAUUUUCUUCGUAGGACGAAGCCUCAGCAACACGGUCCAUCCAAUAGACAAAGAAAACUCACUAUAACUUUAUUCAUCAUGACUAUUGUAUCGUUACUGAUGUGGCUACCAUACGUUAUAGCUGCUUUAUCGCACUUAAAAUCUAUGCGUUUGCGAAAUUCUUUAGGGGCUCUAUUCUGUGCAAACUCGUUUGUCAAUGUCAUCGUUUACACAAUCAGAAUGCCAGAGUUUAAAAAAGCUAUCCUGGAAUUAUUCAAAUGUCGGCAAAGACAAAAUGCUGCUGUUAUUCCUCUUGAGGCCCGUUAAUGUACCUUAUGUAAUAUUUCUAUUGUACGUUUACCGUGAUUUGAAGUCCGCUAAGAAGUAUACAUUGAUUUCGUUUUUUCGGAAAAAUAGUGGAUCAAUGCUUACUUCUAUAGAGAGGAGAAGUCGUUGCGUCACGUUGCCAUGAUAGCAAAAUUUUUGGAUGACAACAAACCGAAAAUUCACUUAAAAGUAAAUUUAGUUUAGCACUGUUUCAAACUUCACCGAUUUUAUUCAUUUCAUUUACUUUGUCAAAUGUUGGCGAAAUUUUCUAAGGUUUAAUCCGAAGGGGCCGUACCUGAGUUUAGAAAAAGUAAAGGAAACUUCUUGGGUUGUG
Porites evermanni is the source of this 1195-nucleotide messenger RNA. NCBI's taxonomy places the organism in Eukaryota, Metazoa, Cnidaria, Anthozoa, Scleractinia, Poritidae. The record is from the annotation of a GenBank genome assembly.